Molecule: messenger RNA, 3806 nt
Organism: Centropristis striata (black sea bass)
Lineage: Eukaryota; Metazoa; Chordata; Actinopteri; Perciformes; Serranidae
Gene: sppl2b
Product: signal peptide peptidase-like 2
Exons: 15
Coding region: 62-1702 (546 amino acids)
Biological process (GO): membrane protein proteolysis
Cellular component (GO): cytoplasmic side of endoplasmic reticulum membrane; lysosomal membrane; Golgi-associated vesicle membrane
Molecular function (GO): aspartic endopeptidase activity, intramembrane cleaving
Source: RefSeq, a predicted model, not a curated record
UAUCGGGAUAAUCACUUAUUUAAUUAACUUAUAUAAGUUUUAAUAUGUUCACUAAAAUAAGAUGUGUCGUAUCUGUGAUAGAAUAAAACAUUCACAAAAUGUGGUGGGAGAGUACGGCAUGGCCCAUUUCAGUGACAAGGGCAAGAGCAAAGGAAAGGAUUACUGCAUAUUCUUCAAUUCACAGUGGGCACGGCUACCUCAGGACCUCAAUAAGGCAUCACGCCUUCAGAUCUAUGACUUGACAACAUCAGUCCUGUGUUCGCCCUCUGAUGUCCCGGAGGGAGGCUUCCCAAAUCGCAUCCCCAUGGUGAUGAGAGGCAACUGCACUUUCUAUGAAAAGGUCCGACUGGCCCAGAUUAACGGUGCCAAGGGCCUGCUCAUCGUCAGCAAGGACAGACUGACACCACCAGCAGGAAACAAGACCCAGUAUGAGGAGAUUGAUAUUCCUGUGGCACUGCUCAGCUACUCUGAUAUGCUGGACAUAAGCAAGACUUUUGGUAAAGGAAGACAGGUUGCCAUGUACGCACCCAACGAACCGGUGCUGGACUACAACAUGGUGAUCAUCUUUUUGAUGGCAGUUGGAACAGUUGCCAUUGGAGGUUACUGGGCUGGCAGCAGAGACAGCAAGAAACGCUACAUGAAGCACAAGCGAGAUGACGGUGCAGAGAAGCAGGACGAGGAAACGGUGGACGUCACCCCCAUCAUGAUCUGUGUGUUCGUGGUGAUGUGCUGCAGCAUGUUGGUGCUACUCUACUAUUUCUAUGACAGCCUGGCUAUUUGGGUGAUAGCCAUCUUCUGUGUGGCUUCCUCUGUCGGCCUUCACAGCUGCCUAUGGCCUUUUGUCAGGAGACUCCCUUUCUGCAAGUGCAGGGUCCCAGAAAACAACUUGCCAUACUUGCACAAGCGGCCGCAGAUCCGCAUGUUGCUGCUGUCGGCCUUCUGCAUCGGCGUCAGCAUCACCUGGAUGGUGUUUCGCAACGAAGACCAGUGGGCGUGGGUGUUACAGGACACCCUGGGGAUCGCCUUCUGUCUCUACAUGCUCAAAACAGUCAGACUCCCCACAUUUAAGGCUUGCACCUUAUUACUGUCAGUCCUUUUUGUCUACGAUGUUUUCUUCGUAUUUAUUACACCCUUCUUUACAACGAGUGGGGAAAGUAUAAUGGUGGAGGUCGCGGCUGGUCCCUCUGACUCGUCCACACAUGAAAAGCUCCCCAUGGUGCUCAAAGUGCCGAGGUUAAACUCUUCUCCCCUGGCUCUCUGUGACCGGCCCUUCUCCCUCCUGGGCUUCGGUGACGUCUUAGUACCAGGUCUGCUGGUUGCAUACUGUCACAGGUUUGACAUUUUAACACAAUCCUCCAGGAUCUACUUUGUGGCCUGUACGAUUGCUUAUGGCAUCGGCCUGCUGAUCACCUUCGUGGCGCUGGCCUUGAUGCAGAUGGGUCAGCCGGCCUUGCUCUACCUGGUGCCUUGCACUCUGCUCACCAGCCUCACUGUAGCGCUGUGGCGCAAUGAGCUGCCCCAGUUCUGGACUGGAAGUGGAUUUGUGCCUCCCAUAGUGCUCGCACCGAUCAACUGUACACAAACUGCAGCGCCGCAGAAAGAGGAUCACUUGAAUAAACUGGAGCCACAAACCACAGAAGAAGACGCGCCUCAGGAAACGCCACCAGCUGAGAAAGACGAAGAGGAAAACAAAUCAAACUGACAGGACGUUUAGUACGGCAUUUUACAUUUCAACUCAUGUUUUAUUUGUUGUUUAGGUUUUUUUUUCUCUACAUUGUGUCUCAGUCAAUGGACAUUUUAGGUACGGACGUUUAUUUGCACUUGGUGCGAAAGGAAGAGAAGAGGAUCUUUGCUUUCUGAAUGGCUGGCUCAGCUGGGCGCCAGGAUUGGACUCACGAGGUUCAGGCAUUAAAACCGACAAACGCACCAAGUAUAAAACCUGCACAGCAGUCCCACACCUUCUACAAUCAGCACGACUGCUGAAGGAAACGUAAAGCCAAAUCUGGAAUCUGCACAAGCUGUUGAACACUAAAUACACCUACGACACUGAGCGGACGCUCUUAAGAACUUUAAAGGCCCAGUCACACCAGCGUUUAAGAACAAAACCCAGGUCCAGAGAGGAUCUAACGCAACAGACUCUCAGGCUCUUCACCCUCUCGUGUGUGAAGCAGUGUACAGUCUUUUCUGGUAGCGUUAACAGUAAAUGUUACUAUGGCCAAACAAACGAAGAAAAGAGCGAUUAACACAGAAGAUGAAACUUAAAAACAAGUGAAAGUGAGAUUGAGUGUAUCAUACUGGGUGCCUAAAAAGAAUGAAACAGAGAUCUUAAAGAUUGUAACUUUAACUACCAAAUAUAGAUAAAAUAGAAACAAGCUUAGUGAUCAAUUGCAACAAACUAACACUAGCAUGUCCGUGACUGGUUUAUGUGUGAGCAGUCAGCCCCAAAAGUCGUCACCAAGCCGAUUUCACGGUGCCACUUUUUGGUGUGACAGGGCCUUUAAAAGUUCUUAAUACACGUAAAAAGCAUUUUCUCUAAAGGCGCACAAAUACACACUACAUACUAUGAAGCCAUUACAGAUGUCUUUAUCCCUCCAUUACAUUAUAAACACACCCCAAUAUAAAGUACAACCCCAGUUCCAAAAAAGUUGGGAUGUUGUGUAAAACAAACAAAAAAUAAUGCAUUUAAUUCAGAGUGUAUAUUUACAAAACAAAAGUGUAUCAGUGUGGACAUUAACCUCUUAAAAUGAGAUCCAAAAACAAGUUUAAGCAAGCGCUUAUAACACAAGAACUGUCAGGCCAAAACACAUGUAUGAGGCUUCAUUUAAAAAGGUAUUAUUCUCUAGUAUUCAACAUUUUCAAUUAGCGAAUGGUCACACUCUGUUUUAUUUACAUGUUAGACAUUGUCCCAACCUUUUUGGAAUCAGAGUUUCUUUGAAAUGUGGUGUAAUGGUUGUUGACUGAGCCAAAGUUAUAAGAUAUUUGUUUUUAUACCUGACACUUUUCUUUUUUUAAAGUUUUCUCCUGUUACUUUUGGUAUAUUUUGUUUUGCAUGCUAUGAUUUUGACUUUACCCUUUUAUAUAAAACCAGUGUAUAAUCUAUAGUGCAUACUUUGUAUACAUUAUUGGCGGUGGGACAGUUUAAAUGUUGGCCACCACAGUUUUGACCCCCAGUAGUUAUUCAUGUUGUCUUAAGAGGUUGGUUUUGGCCUUAUUGUGUUCACACUGGGAGGUAAAGUAGAAUGUGUGAAGUGUAAAAGUUGCUUAAAACUCUAAAUGAUGCUGUGCUGCAGUUUAAUGUACGAGUUGAGCAAGUGACUGGUUGUGUUAACAGCGUUACUACAUUAGUUUGUACGAAACAUUUGCACAAUAUUUUUAAAUUCAUGGGCUGACAGAUGUUGGUUCAUGGCUGUAUAUGUUUAUGUAUACUCAAAUGGGUUUAAAGAAAUGGAAACCAAGGUAUCAAUAUAUACGAUAUUCGUCCUGCUUUUGUUUUAAAAGUCGGUUUACAUCUGAAAACACCAGGCAGUCAUUUCUGCGACAGUAUAAGUAUAUUUCUCAUUCUCGUUAAUUGAUGAUUCCUAUUAACCGAGUUCAACAUUCCUGUGUACAAGUUGAAGUCAAAGGUAAAAAUUAUUUGGUCAGAGGUGAAAUGAGAGCAGCUUAGUCGUCUGGAUGUGUGUCAUGCUGAUUUAACAGCAGUGUUCUCCAGGACGAGGUUAUUCAUUCACCAGUAUACUUUGUUGUCACCAAGUGGUUUUCAAAGCCUCUGUUGAGGAAUACAUAUAAUAAAGAAACAUUGUAUUUGA